UCUUCUUCCUCCUCCUCCUCCUCCUCCUCCUCCUCCUCUUCACAGGUGUGUGAUGGACAGCGAUGAUGAAGUCCGGGACCGAGCCACUUUCUACCUAAACGUUCUGCAGCAGAGACAGCUGGCCCUCAAUGCGGCCUACAUCUUUAAUGGUCUGACCGUCUCCAUUCCUGGCAUGGAAAAGGCCCUACACCAGUACACGCUGGAGCCUUCGGAGAAGCCUUUCGACCUGAGGUCCGUGCCGCUGGCCACGGCCCCCGCCUUCGAGCAAAAAGCAGAGAUUUCCCUGGUAGGCAACAAACCUGAAAAAGUGGCCCCUUCACGACAAGACAUCUUCCAAGAACAAUUGGCCGCCAUUCCUGAAUUCAAGAACCUGGGCCCGCUUUUCAAGUCCUCUGAGGCCGUGCAGCUGACAGAGGCUGAGACCGAAUACUUCGUCCGCUGCAUUAAACAUGUCUUCUCCAAUCACAUUGUCUUCCAGUUUGAUUGCACCAACACCCUGAACGACCAACUCUUGGAAAAAGUGACGGUUCAGAUGGAGCCUUCGGAAGCUUAUGAAGUCCUCCGUUGCAUCCCGGCACCCAACCUUUCGUACAACCAGCCGGGCAUGUGCUACACGCUAGUGCGCCUACCUCUGGACGACCCCACCGCAGUGGCUUGCACGUUUAGCUGCACGAUGAAGUUCACCGUUCGAGACUGCGACCCCAACACCGGCGUGCCGGACGAUGACGGUUACGACGACGAAUACGUGGUAAGACCCGGGGAGUUUGCAGUCGGAUGUAGAGGAGGAGGAAGAG
Messenger RNA from Pseudonaja textilis, 794 nucleotides. Lineage: Eukaryota; Metazoa; Chordata; Lepidosauria; Squamata; Elapidae. The record is from RefSeq and is a predicted model, not a curated record.